Messenger RNA from Didymella exigua CBS 183.55, 688 nucleotides. RefSeq lists its product as uncharacterized. Lineage: Eukaryota; Fungi; Ascomycota; Dothideomycetes; Pleosporales; Didymellaceae. The record is from RefSeq and is a predicted model, not a curated record. The coding region runs from base 170 to 520 and encodes 116 amino acids. The transcript has a single exon.
GCGAAACGAUACCAUUUUGAUUACGCGGCCUGGCCUCGAUCAUCUCAGCUCACGAGCCCAGAAGUCUUCCGUCUAGCGAGCACAACAUGGAGCCCUCGUAUGGCGUCGGUUUAGAGUGUUGGAGCUCACACGUGUACACCCUUACCUGCAAUAUCUGAGCGAGUCUGUAAUGAUACCGACGUUUACAAAGAACGGUUUGCUCUGCUUUUCCUUCUGGCCACCCGUCUAUGCAACCCCACAGGCUGGCUCCGUAGAUGGUUUUCUUUCUUCCAUGUUAUCUGAAACGAUGGGCGAACGCAGGUGGCUGCGAAAACGAAGGGAAGGGAAGUUCAACAAAAGUCAUGGAAGAAUCGCUUGCGAACAUCUUAGGAUGAUUUCCGGAUCUUGGAGGGUCUCACGGCAACCUGGCACAGGCUGCAUUGCGUCUUUUUGCUUGCAUGCAGGAGUUUUCACAUUGGAGGGUGUUUGUGAUGGUUGCGUACGAGUGGAGGAUGUCCGGCACUUGGGCCCCCACUUUUGAUGGGUGCGGUGCUUUCCUAACGCUCGAUGCUUUGCUUACGGACGGUUGUCUGAUGGAAUGUGCAACGCUAGGCGGAUUGGUCGGACUUUGUGGGCAUUAACGGGCGGUUCUGUGUCUGUAUGGGACUACCGGAAAGUGCGUACAUCCGCGUGUUAUGACGCAAGUCCU